GUCAACCAGAGGAACCCUGCUUGCUACUUCAAAUCGAUCUUCGAUCCAACCAACUUUCAGGUAAAAGGGCAAGAACUCUCUCUCUCUUUCUCUCGAAUCCAAGGAAUGGAGGAGUAAUCGAGUUAGGGUUCAUCAUCCAAGAUAUUCGUCGGUGAAUCUGUGCCCCUGUUCAUGUGAGAAGGCAUUUUUGAGCCACUGGUUCUCCUGUCCUGCUUCACUGUUAUUGCUAAAUAGUUGGCUUAUCAACACUUUUGAACUUCGAGGUUGUUUGUGGAUGUGCUUGACUCCCUUAAACAAGCCAUGAAUCAGCGUGGUUUGAUAUACAGUUUUGUUUCAAAGGGUACUAUUGUACUUGCUGAACAUACAUCUUUCACUGGAAACUUCAGUACUAUUGCAAUCCAGUGCCUACAAAAACUUCCUUCAAACAGCAACAAGUUCACGUACUCUUGUGAUGGACACACUUUCAACUAUCUCGUGGAUAAUGGAUUUGUUUUUCUUGUGGUAGCCGACGAAGCUGUUGGGAGGUCCCUGCCAUUUGUUUUCUUAGAACGCGUGAGAGAUGAUUUUAAGCACCGCUAUGGGGCUAGUAUUGGGAGUGGAAGUUCUCACCCCCUUGAAGAUGAAGAAGAGGAUGAUGAUCUGUUUGAAGACAGAUUUAAUAUUGCAUACAAUCUCGAUCGAGAAUUUGGACCUAAGCUCAAGGAGCACAUGAAUUAUUGCAUGAGUCAUCCAGAAGAGAUGAGCAAGCUAUCUAAAUUGAAGGCCCAAAUCACUGAGGUGAAAGGCAUAAUGAUGGACAACAUUGAGAAGGUUUUGGACCGUGGAGAAAAAAUUGAACUUCUUGUGGAUAAGACUGAAAGCUUGCAAUUCCAGGCUGAUAACUUUCAGCGGCAAGGCAGGCAGCUGCGGCGGAGGAUGUGGUUGCAAAACCUCAGGCUCAAGUUAAUCGUUGGUGGAUCUGUUCUUGCAUUUAUACUCAUUGUGUGGUUGAUAGGCUGCCGAGGGUUCAAAUGUUAAGAAGCUGCAUUAUGUUCUCUUGCAUUGUAUAAUGCUCUGUUUAUAUGCACAAAGACUGACAAUUCCUGGUUGCUGUGAUUGAUAGCGUGCAGAGGGUUCAUAAGAAGUUGCACACUGCUCUUCAUUGCUCGUUUUACUUGCACAAAGAUCGUUUAUGUUUGCCAACUCUAAAUGUCUCGUUAAAUGUCAAAAGUGGGCUCAACUCCA
Messenger RNA from Nymphaea colorata (pocket water lily), 1224 nucleotides. RefSeq names its product vesicle-associated membrane protein 727. The record is from RefSeq and is a predicted model, not a curated record. Gene Ontology annotation, biological process: vesicle-mediated transport. The coding region runs from base 301 to 1017 and encodes 238 amino acids. Lineage: Eukaryota; Viridiplantae; Streptophyta; Magnoliopsida; Nymphaeales; Nymphaeaceae. Gene Ontology annotation, cellular component: membrane. The transcript has 6 exons.